UACCACGCGUUGCGCCGCUGCCUUUUCCACUGCUUCUACUCCUCGUCCCUUCACAUCUCUUUCUUCUACUUCUUCUGCUUUGCUGUCGUCGUCGUCAAUCAAGACUCGCUGCAUUGCCCCUCGAGCGCAUACCGUACCAGCUUUCAAGACUAG
Molecule: messenger RNA, 153 nt
Organism: Bipolaris victoriae FI3
Lineage: Eukaryota; Fungi; Ascomycota; Dothideomycetes; Pleosporales; Pleosporaceae
Exons: 1
Source: RefSeq, a predicted model, not a curated record